Messenger RNA from Argentina anserina (silverweed cinquefoil), 2801 nucleotides. Its product is annotated as wall-associated receptor kinase-like 3. Bases 153 to 2573 code for a protein of 806 amino acids. Gene Ontology annotation, molecular function: ATP binding; calcium ion binding; polysaccharide binding. Gene Ontology annotation, cellular component: plasma membrane. The record is from RefSeq and is a predicted model, not a curated record. NCBI's taxonomy places the organism in Eukaryota, Viridiplantae, Streptophyta, Magnoliopsida, Rosales, Rosaceae. The transcript is spliced from 3 exons. Gene Ontology annotation, biological process: protein phosphorylation; cell surface receptor signaling pathway.
UCAUUUGCAAGUUCCUUUUGCUUUGGUGGUAGAAGAUACUCGAUCAUUUUUAGUCUUAUCAUUUUGUACAUGGCAAACCCAUUCAUAUAAAUCGCAUGCCCUUCAGAAAACAACAACCAGUUCCACUGAAGCUUCUCGAUCAUUAGUAAAAGAUGCCCUCCAUAGUUAUUUUCAUGUUCAUUCUGGUGCUAUAUAUGUGGCACUUAGUUCCUACAUCAUCCUCAUCAUCAUUAGACUCUGCAUGGCCGAUAGCAAAGCCUAACUGCGAAACACAUUGCGGAAAUAUCAGCAUCCCGUACCCGUUUGGGAUCGGCCCUAACAAAGGUUGUUACUACGACGAGUGGUUUGAAAUAGAGUGCGCCAGCAGCUCAACAGGUUCUCACAAGCCUUCCUUGAGGCACACACAACCGAAGCUAGAGGUACUGAAUAUUUCAAUUGAAGGCACGCUUCUGAUUAACAACCCGGCCACUUUCUUUUAUUACAAAGGAAACAGAACUCGGCAAUUGGCCCCGGAUAUGACAGCAGGCCCUUUCAUAUAUUCACAGACAUACAACAGUUUCAUUGCAAUGAGUUGCGGAUUCUCGAUGCGGUCAGAAGAUGAGAGAGAAGUUCUCGACCAGUGCUUUACAGAUUGUUUCGACGGUACUAUUAAUUCCUGUCAGGCUACUCUUUCUCCGUAUCUCACUUUGAUCACUACAAAAAAGCAUAAUAAUGAAACUGAUGAGCAGUCAACUUAUUACAACUGCGCUUUCUUGGCUGAUCAAACAUGGUUUCGGAAUCUAAAUUUUCUGAAUACCACUAUGAGGCUCACCUAUGACAGGUUUGCUAAUCCGUCGAGACUCGAGGCAAGUAUGGGAAUGAUUCCUGUAGUUCUGGAUUGGAGAAUAAGAUUAUAUGAUACUGGUUCAUACUUCACAAUAUUUAAAGGGUUCAUUGGAUCACACUCGAGCAAUAAUGACUUGAGACCCUAUUGUGAUGCCACUUCGUCUUCGUACAAUAAUGUUGAAAGGCUUGACUGCAGCUGCGUCUGUCCAUGGGGAUUUGAGGGAAAUCCUUAUCUUCUCCAACCUUGUCAAGAUGUUGAUCAUGUCGGAUCCAAUUUUUCUAUAUGCAAGUACAUUUCAGAUGUUGAUGAAUGCAAGGGGAGUAAUCAGUGCCUGAGUCGUGGAGACACAUGUGAGAAUUUUGUUGGGGGUUACAGAUGCUAUUCGAAUGUAACUGGAGAUACAUGUGACUACUUUGGUGAUCGUCAUGGUGUAGCUAUUAAUUCAUCAUGCUACGUAAAUAGCAGUCCGAUUGCUAGGAUGGAUAAUAAUCAUAAUAUCAGAACUAUUUUUCUAGAUCUUGGUGCGGGAAUCGGCCUAUUAUUACUACUUAUUGGUUCAUGGGUGGUGUAUAGAGUUGUGAACAAAAGGAAAAUAAUUCGGCGCAAGAAAAUGUUUUUCAAACGAAAUGGUGGUUUAUUAUUGGAACAACAAUUAUCAUCAGGUGAAGUUAAUGUCGAGAAGAUUAAGUUGUUCGAGUCAGAUGAAUUAGAAAAGUCUACAGAUAAUUACAACAGUGAUAGAAUUAUUGGCCAAGGAGCUCAAGGUAUUGUUUAUAAAGGAAUGUUGGCAGAUGGGAGAAUUGUUGCUGUGAAAAGGUCAAAAAUUAUCGAUGAAGGAAAGCUUACAGAAUUCAUCAAUGAAGUCGUCAUUCUUUCACAAAUCAACCAUAGGAAUGUGGUUCAACUAUUGGGAUGUUGUUUAGAGACGGAAGUUCCUAUUUUGGUUUAUGAAUUCAUACCAAAUGGAACAUUAUCUGGGUAUAUUCGUGAACAAAAUAAGGAAUUUCCACUUACAUGGAGAAUGCGCUUACGAAUCGCCACAGAAAUUGCCGGAGCUCUUUCUUACUUACAUUGUGCUGCUGCAUUUCCCAUUUAUCACAGAGAUAUUAAGUCAUCAAACAUACUCUUAGAUGAAAAGUAUAGAGCCAAAGUUGCUGACUUUGGAAUUUCUAGAUCAAUUGCCAUUGACCAAACUCAUCUGACAACACUUGUACAUGGCACAUUCGGCUAUUUGGACCCUGAAUACUUCCAGUCAAGUCAGUUUACGGAUAAAAGUGACGUGUAUAGCUUUGGAGUUGUACUUAUUGAGCUCUUGACUGGCGAAAAACCAAUUUCUGCAGUAACAAGGCCACAGGAAGAAGAAUACAGAAGUCUUGCCUCUAAAUUCAUUGUGUCAAUGCAGAAAGGUACUCUAUUUGACAUUCUGGAUGAACGGGUUCGGAAGGAGGGAAAUGGAACAGAUAUUAGGGCAGUAGCCAACCUUGCACGAAGAUGCUUGGAUUUAAAUGGAAGAAAUCGCCCUACAAUGAGAGAGGUCACAAUAGAGUUGGAGGUUAUCCAAGUGUUGCCAGAAAAUACUUCUAGUGCUAAGUAUGAUGAAGGGUUUGAGAACUCAGAACAUGAUUCCUUUAAGCUUUGGGAUGUUGCUUCAAGCUCAAGUGAUCCGCUUCCGAUGGUGUUCCGAGUUCAUCCUUACCGGAGUAUCAACAAUCAACCACUAAGACCUGGUGAAGUUACUUUGUUUUAGGUGAUGCAAUAAUUGCAUGUAUGUUUUUCAGACUUGUUUCUUCUCUAGGUAUAAUUUGGGAAAUUUUAGUACGUUUUGCUGAAGUUUGUAGCUGAAGGAGAACUAUGUUAUUAAUUAGCAUUUGGUACACGCCAUAUGGAUGCGAUUUCAAGUUCAAAACUCUGUCCAUUUCAAACUGGAUAUCUCUGUAUUUGGUACGUAUGUAGUUAUGUACUAGUAUUUAGUCCA